Molecule: messenger RNA, 1544 nt
Organism: Mus caroli (Ryukyu mouse)
Lineage: Eukaryota; Metazoa; Chordata; Mammalia; Rodentia; Muridae
Gene: Cpvl
Product: carboxypeptidase vitellogenic like
Biological process (GO): proteolysis
Molecular function (GO): serine-type carboxypeptidase activity
Source: RefSeq, a predicted model, not a curated record
CAAACAAACGGAUUUGGUGCAUGUAAAGGGACCAGGCAAAGACUGACUCCUGCCUCACGUAUGGGCUGUUCCUGCUCUUGCCCCAGGCCAAGAAGAAAUGGUUCGUGCCAAGUGGAAGGUGAUUGUUUCACUGAUCCUGUUUAUGGUCAGCCCUGGUGAUGGACUGUUUCACUCCGUAUACCGAAGUAUCCUUGUUUCCCAGUCCUUCAAGGGGAAUGCAGGACAGCCUCUUUUUCUUAGCCCGUACAUCAAAAACGGGAAGAUCAAGGAGGGGCAAAGGAAGAGCAUGGUCAGUCCGUUCCCUGGAAUGAAUGACAAGAGUUAUGCCGGCUACAUCACGGUGAACCAGACUUACAACAGCAACCUCUUUUUCUGGUUCUUUCCGGCUCAGAUGCAGCCUGAGGAUGCCCCAGUAGUCCUCUGGCUUCAGGGUGGACCUGGAGGUUCAUCCAUGUUUGGACUCUUUGUAGAACACGGGCCUUAUAUUAUCACAAGUAACAUGACCGUUGUUGCCAGAGACUUCCCUUGGACCUUUACCCUUUCCAUGCUCUACAUUGAUAAUCCGGUGGGUACAGGCUUCAGCUUCACCGAUCAUUUCCAGGGAUAUGCCACCAGCGAGGAUGAUGUAGCCCAAGACUUGUACAGCACCCUGAUUCAGUUCUUCACGUUGUUUCCUGAGUAUGCAAAGAAUGAUUUUUACAUCACUGGCGAGUCUUAUGCAGGGAAAUAUGUUCCGGCCCUAGCACACUAUAUCCACUCCCUCAACCCUGUGCAGAAGUUCAAGAUCCGCCUGAAAGGAAUUGCCAUUGGAGAUGCAUACACUGAUCCUGAAUCGAUUAUAGGAGGGUAUGCGGCAUUCCUAUAUGAAAUUGGCUUGUUGGAUGAACAGCAGCAGAAGUACUUCCAGAAGCAGUGUAGCAAGUGCAUAAAAUACAUCAAAGAGCAGGAGUGGAUGAAGGCCUUUGAAAUCCUGGAUAAGCUGCUAGAUGGAGACGUAACAACGGGUUCAUCUUUCUUCCAGAAUGUGACAGGAUGUACCAAUUACUACAACAUUUUACAGUGCACGGAACCCAAGGACCAAAGUUACUUUGCAAAAUUCUUGAUGCUCCCCCAAGUGAGACAAGCCAUUCAUGUGGGAAACCAGAACUUCAGUGACGGGGCUGAGGUGGAGAAGCACCUGCGAGAGGACACAGUGAAGUCGGUGAAGCCCUGGCUGUCUGAGAUCAUGAAUUACUACAAGGUUCUCAUCUACAAUGGCCAACUGGACAUCAUCGUGGCGGCUGCCCUGACAGAGCGCUCCUUGAUGGCCAUGGACUGGAAGGGAUCACGAGCAUACAGAAGAGCACGUCGAAAGGUCUGGAAGAUCUUCAAAUCUGAUAAUGAAGUGGCCGGUUAUGUGCGGCGUGUGGGCAAAUUCCAUCAGGUAAUCGUCCGAGGUGGAGGACACAUUUUGCCCUAUGACCAGCCAAUGAGAUCUUUUGAUAUGAUCAAUCGUUUCAUCUAUGACAGAGGAUGGGAACCUUAUAAUUUAUAAGCUACUUUCC